Messenger RNA from Apis mellifera (honey bee), 441 nucleotides. RefSeq lists its product as uncharacterized. The transcript is spliced from 3 exons. Lineage: Eukaryota; Metazoa; Arthropoda; Insecta; Hymenoptera; Apidae. The record is from RefSeq and is a predicted model, not a curated record. The coding region runs from base 71 to 385 and encodes 104 amino acids.
UGUUGUUUCUUUUGUAUCUAAGCAACACUAUGCUGCAUAUCAGGUACAUGUAAAAUAUUCGAUUGCACAAAUGCUAUGGAUUACGAACGCGAAAGUGAAAAAAGUGAUACGUUUUCUGUUGCGUUUUGAGAUGUACGCAAUUAAUUCACAACGAGUGUGCAAUAAUUUAUCUGAGCAACAACAAGCUAAACUACAGAAGAUCAAAGAGCUGACAACUAUUUUAAAGGAUACAGAUAAAAAUUUGACUAUUUGUGAAGAAAUAUUGUCAACUUAUAUAAAGAAACGUUUAAGGGAUAAACGAGAAGAAAUGCAAAGGAGUAAAGAUUUGGAAAACAAAAUGACAGAAAUUUUAGAAAAUUUGAAGACUCGUCUAUUGGUAGAAUAAUAUUUAUUAUUAUAUAAUGUAUUCUUAUACAUUUCUUUCCUUAUUUUUGUAAAAAU